GAAGGAGAUAUGGUUCGACGGAGCAAAAGGUUCGAACGCGCCGAACAUGUCAUACGACUUCACCGACUGGUUCGCCAUGGUAAAGGAGUUACAGAGCUCCGCGAAUAUCUUUUCCAACAUCGGCCCCGACGUCCGAUGGGUCGGCAACGAAAAUGGGUUCGCCGGAACCACUUGCUGGUCCACCAUCAACCGGACGGCGCUCUCCAUCGGAAACGGAAGCAACCUUGACUAUCUAAACACCGGAGACCCGGCAGGAACAGAUUGGGUGCCGGCAGAAUGCGACGUCUCCAUAAGAACAGGGUGGUUCUGGCACAAGUCACAAUCCCCCAAAAACCUCACCCAAUUGCUCGAAAUCUACUACAACUCCGUCGGCCGGAAUUGCGUGCUUCUCCUCAACGUUCCCCCGAAUACCACCGGACUCAUCUCCGAUUCCGACGUCGAGAGAUUACGAGAGUUCAGAACUGCAAUCGACACCAUC
Molecule: messenger RNA, 478 nt
Organism: Linum tenue
Lineage: Eukaryota; Viridiplantae; Streptophyta; Magnoliopsida; Malpighiales; Linaceae
Source: the annotation of a GenBank genome assembly